This is a messenger RNA of Paracoccidioides lutzii Pb01, 240 nucleotides long. RefSeq lists its product as hypothetical. The transcript has a single exon. The record is from RefSeq and is a predicted model, not a curated record. The coding region runs from base 1 to 240 and encodes 79 amino acids.
AUGGCUAAUCAGGUUGGGGAUAAGGCUCUCAAUGGAGAAUGGGAGGAGAUCGGCGCGCGUGAUUUUCACAUAAAAGAGGACAUGACUAUGACAUUUGAGGGUAGAUCAUGUAAUAUUGCAGAUGGUGAAGGGAAGUUAGUCGAAAAAUUAGGCGCGGGCGAUGGACAAGUCACAAGAAAGGUCCUUUCUGGAUAUCGAUGUUACAUAAUGAAGGCGUCAGUUAAGUUCGAGAAGGGGUAG